CAGAAACAGAGGAAAUAGCAGAGAGCUUCCAGCAAUGGCACGAUUCAGGGGAAUCCUGCCCUGAAGGCACUGUUCCAAUCCGACGAACUACAGAGAAAGACGUUCUCAGAGCGAAUAAGCUCAGGAGAUUUGGGAAGAAACUCAUAAGACAUCUCAGGCGGGAUUCAUCAGGAAAUGGCCACGAGCAUGCUGUGGUGUUUGUUAACGGAGAUCAAUACUACGGAGCAAAGGCGAACAUCAACGUGUGGGCACCGAAGGUCACCGAUCCUUACGAGUUCAGCUUGUCGCAAAUUUGGGUCAUCUCUGGCUCUUUCGAGAACGAUCUCAACACCAUUGAAGCUGGCUGGCAGGCAAGUUAUAUCCCUAAACCGAGUUUUGCAUCUGCUUAAUUAUUGAUUGGAAAGAAGAAGAAAAAAAGCUCACUUUGUGCGUUUGUAAAUUACUCUGUUUUUGGUGGGUUUUGCAGGUGAGCCCUGAGUUGUAUGGUGACAGCUACCCAAGAUUCUUCACUUAUUGGACUGUGAGUGUAAAUGAUUGAUGGUUCGUUUUGGUUUAAUGAUCCCUUUUUCCGCUCUUCGUAGGUAAAUGAGCUAAGGGCUGCUUUAGGGCCUUUGUCAGGUAGGAAAGCAAAGUACUGUACCGAUGGAUGCCUGCGGAGAUACCUGGAAGCUAGGAACUGGAAUGUUGACAAGGCUACUAAAAUGCUUGAAGAGACUCUCAAGUGGAGAGCCACAUAUAAGCCUGAACAAACCCGCUGGCAUGAAAUAGCACAUGAAGGGGAGACAGGCAAGGUGUUUCGAGCCAAUUUUCGCCAUCGUGCUGGGAGGACAGUACUGAUUAUGAGGCCAGGGAUGCAGAACACCAACUGUGCAGAGGACAAUAUCCGACAUUUGGUGUAUCUCAUCGAGAACAGCAUUCUCAACCUUCCUGAAGGCCAAGAUCAAAUGUCAUGGUUGAUAGACUUAUCGGGAUUCUCCUUGAACACCAACGUCUCCAUGAGAACUGCUCGUGAAAUCAUCAACAUUUUGCAGAAUCACUACCCGGGGAGGCUCGCCCUUGCAUUUCUGUACAGCCCGCCAAGAAUUUUCGAAGCAUUCUGGAAGGUCUGUUAUCCUUCGUAGUCUCUGUUAAUUGUGCGUUUGGGCCAUACAGU
This is a messenger RNA of Linum tenue, 1153 nucleotides long. NCBI's taxonomy places the organism in Eukaryota, Viridiplantae, Streptophyta, Magnoliopsida, Malpighiales, Linaceae. The record is from the annotation of a GenBank genome assembly.